This is a messenger RNA of Mercenaria mercenaria, 5122 nucleotides long. Its product is annotated as myosin-IIIb-like. The coding region runs from base 137 to 3334 and encodes 1065 amino acids. Gene Ontology annotation, cellular component: myosin complex. Gene Ontology annotation, molecular function: cytoskeletal motor activity; protein binding; ATP binding. NCBI's taxonomy places the organism in Eukaryota, Metazoa, Mollusca, Bivalvia, Venerida, Veneridae. The transcript is spliced from 29 exons. The record is from RefSeq and is a predicted model, not a curated record.
UCAACAGAUCGUGACGAUCUAUUUUUAUAAAGAUAAUCGAUCUUGUAAAAGUAAACACACAAUACACAGUCAAAGUGGAAAUACUACUUAUAAAGUGGAAUAUUAACAGUGACAUUUUAAACAGAUAAAAAGCAAGAUGGAGCGACCGCCACCUGGAAAAGUUGAAGAUUUGGCUACCUUGGCGAAAUUGGAUGAAAAAGUUUUAUUGGAUGAAUUGAAGAUUAGAUAUUACAAUAAUGAUAUAUAUACAUAUGUUGGAGACAUCCUUAUUGCUGUAAAUCCUUUCCGAGAUAUAGGAAUCUAUGAUGACCAGACCUCGUACUUGUACAACCUUGCAAAGAAGACGGACCACCCGCCACAUAUAUUUGCCAUUGCCGACAGUGCCUACCAGUGUAUGAUUGGUCAUGGAGGCAGAACACCAGAAAACCAGUGCAUUCUUAUCAGUGGAGAGAGUGGGGCUGGUAAGACAGAGAGCACAAAACUGAUUAUUAAACAACUGGUGGAACUUUGUCAUGGUAACACACAGCUUGAACAGCAGAUUUUACAGGUAAAUCCACUGCUGGAAGCAUUUGGUAAUGCACAGACGCUAAUGAAUGACAACUCUAGUCGAUUUGGGAAAUACAUUCAGCUUCAGUUUCAUAAUGGCCAGGUUCUUGGAGCAAAGAUCUCUGAAUAUUUGUUGGAGAAGUCCCGACUGGUUCACCAGGGUCCUGGGGAAGAGACUUUCCAUAUCUUUUACUACAUGAUGGCAGGACUUCCUAAAACUAAACAGGAACAUUUCUGUCUAGCUGCGGCAGAUAAAUACAGAUAUUUAGCUUGCGGUACUGCUGGAGUAUCCAAAGACAAGGAAUCUUCUAAAGUGAAGUAUGAUGAACUACUCAAUGCUUUGGACUUGGUUGGCUUCACUGAUGAGGAACAAUAUGAUAUGUUUACCAUGGUAACCAGUGUCCUUCACCUUGGAAAUGUGAGCUUUGAAGAAGAUGAUAAUGAUGCCUCAAAUAUUCCAGAUAUGGCUCCAGUAGAUGUUGUUGCAAAAUUAUUGGGUGUAGAUAGCCAGGACCUUGCAGGAACUAUGACAUCCAUUGUUACACAUACCAGAGGAGAACAGGUUACUCGACAUUACACCAAACAGCAGGCAGAAGAGGCAAGAAAUGCUGUGGCUAAAAUUUUGUAUGGUCGCCUGUUUGGUUGGAUCGUGAAUAAAGUGAAUCAGUUACUGGCCCCUACACACAUUGUUCCGCAUAGUGAGCAGAGGGAGAUCGGCAUUCUGGAUAUUUUCGGAUUUGAACAUUUCGAGAAGAACAGUUUCGAACAAGCCUGCAUUAAUCUUGCUAAUGAACAGCUACAGUACUUUUUCAACCAUCAUGUGUUUAAACAGGAACAAGAGGAAUAUAGUCGUGAAGGUAUUGACUGGAAUGAAAUAAAAUUUGUUGACAAUCAGCCACUGUUGGACUUGUUUUUGGGAAGACCAGUUGGCAUAUUAACUGUACUGGAUGAAGAGAGUAGAUUUCCAAGGGCAUCAGAGAAGACCUUGGUGGCAAAGUUUAACCAGAAGUUCGGCAAUGUGCCAUACUACAAGGCAGCCCAGAGUAGCAAUGACAGUAGAUUCACCAUAUUGCACUAUGCUGGACAGGUGACAUACAGUGCUGAUAGUUGGUUAGAGAAGAACCGAGACACACUGCCCCCUGGUGUCACGGAGAUGUUACAAAGCAGUAACAAUGCUCUUGUCAAGUCCAUAUUCAGAGCUCAGGUUACGAGAACAGGAAGUUUGUCAUUUCAAGGGAGACAAUCCACUCGGAAAACAAGAAGAGGCCACAGACCAAGUCUGGAAGCUGCAAGAAAAAGAAAACUGACUGUUGGUGGGCAGUUCAAGAAUUCAUUGCAAGUAUUAAUGGAGAGGAUGACAUCGGCCACACCCAUCUUUAUUCGUUGUCUGAAACCAAAUCAUGUGAAAGCACCUGGUUCAUUUGAUUUAAAAUACAUUCAACAACAGUUGCUGUAUACUGGUAUGUUAGAAACAACAAAAAUUAGAAGAGAGGGAUUUGCUGUGAGACCAUCAUUUGACGACUUUGUAAACAAGUACAAAGUGAUUUUAUGUAAACCACAAUUGCCUGGUACUCGGGAGAAUUGUAUAAAGAUUCUGAAGGCUACAGGGAUCCAGGGAUGGCAGGUUGGCCGGACCAAAGUGUUCCUUAAAUACUUCCAUAUUGAUCAGAUAGCAGAUGUACUGGAAACCAUGGGAAAAUCUGCUAUUCAUAUUCAGAAACUUGUUAGAGGGUUCCUAGGGCGUCGUAAAGCAGCACGGAGACGAGAGGUUGCUAGGCAACAGGCAGAGAAGGUAGCUGCACUACUGUCACAGGUAGAAGGGUUGUCUAUGAAGCUGAUGUCACAGCAGCAGACGGUCAAGCAGAAUGAUAAAAGUAUUCCUCCAAGUUUCUUUGGGCGACCGGAUAGUAUUAUCAUGGAAGGACCACCACCACGUGUACCAGACUUCCCCUACGGUGCCCUGUCAUCAGUAGGAGGUGUCAGCUUGACCGCUUCAGAUAAAAGAGAUUAUUUGCAGCCUAAAACAUUUGCCGAUUCUGGAACACAGGCGAGUGACAGUGAAGAAGAUGAGAUUUCUGACGAUGAGUUUGUACCCGUACCGUCAACACAGCAUCCUGGCAACAAGAUGGCAUCCGUCCGUUGGUUCCAGGAAACACAAGCUACUCAGAUCUACGAUCCAAGUCAACAGAACUUCAUAGCUGAAUGGUUUCAUGGGGUUAUCUCUAGAAGACAAUCAGAAACUUUGUUAAAAGAAAAACCAACGGGCACAUAUCUUGUAAGAGUGAGUGAAAGCAGAUUUGGAUACACACUCUCUUUUAAAGCAGAACAGCGUGUGAGACACUAUAUGAUUGAUCAGUUACGAAACAAAAAGUUUAUAGUUGUUGGAGAACCAAAGGUGCACAAAACACUGAAGGACCUAAUAGAUUAUCUCAAAGAUAAUAAACUAUCUAACUGGGACGGCUAUUUAAUAGAUCCUUGUGGCCAGGAAUCUGGUGAAUGUGAUUAUGGUGAUCUUGUUAAUGAAAGGUUUUACUUCACACUUGAGGAACAGAUCAAAAGAAUGAAAACAGGAAAACAGCGUGGAAUUAGGGAGAGUUCACGACCUCUACCACCACCACCAGAGGAUUGGCAUUCACCACCUAUUCCAGAUAGGAACUACAGUAUGGCCAAAGACGUUGAAAGGGAUAUGUCAAAAAGACCAUUACCCCCACGACCGGCCGAAGCAUAUCAUCGUCUUCUUCAUAAUCAGGAAGCACAGCAUAACGUGAAAUUACCGAAGAAGAAGUAAACAGAUCAGCGAAUAAAAACUUGAGGUCUGAAUGAAACACAGGUUGUUAAAUUGCGAUUACCGGUACCUUUAAAUUGCUGCUUCUUAUUUGCCAUUUUACGGAAUUUCAACUUGCAACAGGAAUUGGAGGAUAUCUGAAGUAAAAGAUAUUGAUUGUUUAAAUGGUAUUAAAUGACAUGUUUUUGAUAACUCUUUGGUUGGAACUAUCCAAAGUUUUCUGUGAGUUAACGUGCGUGCCGAAUGCUUUAUAGUGCAGAGUUCAUAGUGUUUUUACAAACAUAUAUGUCUUAACUUAUAUACUUCAGUGUUAAAAUAUGUUCAAAAGAUUACUUUAAGUAUUCUGAUUUUUAAAGAGGUUGUCUAAAAAUGUAUUCUAGUUUUUUAUCGUAUUUAAAGGGCCACUGGACUGUUUAACUAGUGCUUAGUGAUACGGCAUGUGUCCAUCUUUUAUAGUAUUUGAAUAUAGUAAGAGUAUUUCAAAGUGUGCAAUACUUUUUUGAGAAUGAACUUUGUGGGAUCGUGUUGAAUACGAUUAAACAUUUCACUAGACAGGGUUGAACUCUUUUAAAGGGUAGAUAAAGAAGAUGCCAAUCAUUUUACUAUUUAAUGAAAAUUCUCAAUGCAUAAGAGAUUAAGACAUUGUAUCUAUAAGUAUCUAGACAAUCGUUUUGUUUGAUGUAUUAAAAUACUCCGUUUUAAGCAUAAUAUUUGUUACCAAAGUGCUUUUUUAUGUAUAAAGUAGAUUGGAAAAUGUUUACGCGAAUAUGAGAGGAAUAGUUUUGCAUGUAGCGUUAUGUCUUAAAUCUGUAGUUUUAUAAAUAUGUUAUUAAAUGGUGUUAUAUUUCUGCUUCCAGAAAAAUCUUCCUGUCCCUUUCUUCUAUGCUCAAAUUAUUUACAUAUUUAUAAAUACUUUUAAAAGUGUGAGAAAUAUAAUCUGUAUUUGAAUCCAUCUCUACAGUUUAUUGAACCUUUAGCCUGCUAAAUUUCUAAAAUAGACUGGUCAUUCAAUUUGGACAAUACUAUUCUUUAUUCGAAGAGGUAUGCACUGAAACUUUACUGACUGAAUAGUGAGCGGUGCAGCCCAAAAUCAGCAUGCAUGGCUGAUCUUCGUCUGCACUGGUCACAAAUGCAGAAUAUCUUGCCGCCAGCAGGCUAAAGGUUAACAUCCCAAUCAAUGUUACUGUUGUUGUUUUACAUAAUAUAUGGUUGUGGCUUAUAUAUUUUCCUAUAAAAUUGUGUUGUUUAAUGGCUCAGUUGAUAUUGAUUAAGGAAUGGGCGAAUGCAAAAUUUUCCGAUGUUUUUUUUUCCCACUGGCAGUGUAAGGACUAGCCAUUGAAUUUCUUUUGGCUUAGACGUUCGAACGUUUAAUUAUUGCAAUGUUACUUUUUCCACUGAAAAACCAAGAAAAAUCAUGUUGUGUUAUUCAGGGACAAGUGAUAUAGAUAGAUACUAAUAUUGCUAAGCCAUUUGCAAUGUUGCUUUUCCGCUGUUAAACCAAGGACUACUUAUAUGGAGGUCUGCUUACUAAUAGCUAGUUUUUUCAGUAACAAUCGAAUGGCUAAUUGUAAUAAAAGUAUUGAUGUUGUAAGGGUCGGAAAUAUAUCGCAAUGUUACUUUUACCACUGUCAAUUCAAGGACCAGUUAUUAGACAGCUUGUUAUGUUAAGAGUGAAAAGUCUAUUUGUUAUAUUAUCCAUAUUUUUGUAUUAAAUUUCGAUAUUUUUAUAUUAUAUAUUACUUUUGAGAUAUUCUUAAAUCAGUUAUAUAGAAUAAACAGUUACUAAACUUU